Molecule: messenger RNA, 1333 nt
Organism: Staurois parvus
Lineage: Eukaryota; Metazoa; Chordata; Amphibia; Anura; Ranidae
Source: the annotation of a GenBank genome assembly
CUCUGCAGGGACUUCCCUCCCAUCUUGUGGCAAUAUGGAGAACGAGGCAUCAAAUUCGGACCAGCAAUCGGCAGACAACAAACGAUCGUCAGACAGUCCAGGUGAUUCAGCAAGCUCUGAGCCGUCAGCCCAACACAGCAGCGCAGUACCUGCAGCAGAUGUAUGCCGCACAGCAGCAGCACCUUAUGCUGCAGACAGCAGCUCUGCAACAGCAUCAGCAGCACCUGAACAGCGCUCAGCUCCAGAGCCUGGCAGCAGCACAGCAGGCCGGAUUGGCGGGCAGCAGAGCGACCCCUACAGGGACCCAGCAGAGUCCGUCCCAGGUGACAACGAUGAACCUGACCAGCUCCCCCCAGAUCAUCCAGCGCCCCCAGACUGUCAGCUCCACCCCGGCUCCGGCAUCUGGAAUUCCCAGCAGGCGGUUCUGUUAGGAAAUGCCUCUUCCCCAGCACUGAGUGCCAGCCAGGCACAGAUGUACCUUCGGGCUCAGAUGCUGAUAUUCACUCCUGCAGCCACGGUCAGCAGCAUCCAAUCCGAUGUCAGCUCUGCAUCAAGCUCCUCCCAGCCUGUCAGCACUCAGGUCCAGAAUCUCACUGUGCGAGGAACAGUUGGUGAGACGACGCAGCUACCUACCUUGGCUAUGAAGCCCGCUGCCCUGAGCCUCCAUCAUGUCACCAAACCUGCCGGCUAUGUAGGUAGCCAUAUGGCAGAGAGCCACAAGAAAGGGGAGCCACCGGGCACAGACAGCCAGACUCCAACCGGCCGGACCACACAUGCCAUCAUUGCUCCAGCUUACUCUCCGCAGCUCGUCUCGGAACCAAAGCCGGUUCUGCACCAGAUUGUGCUCCAGAAAUCGCCUUCUCUGCAGCCUCGCCCGGUCCUGCCCCUCACACAGCCCCUCACCCACCAGCCUCAGGUGUCCCAGGGCCUCUCCUCUCCACCUAUCACAUCGCAGGCUCCGCUGGUACCGCCUUCCUCAUAUGUGGAAUCCAACAAGCAGAAAGCCAACCCCAUCCCCCCUUCAAGCUUCGGAGGACAAGAUGGCGCCGUCCAGUGCAGGCUCCUCCCCCCCAGCUCAGCCGUCAUCUUUCAGAUCCCGAACACUCGGACAGCGACCCCCCCACUGCAGGAUAAUCUCCGGAAACACUGUGAGUCCCACAGAACCCAACCACAGUCCUCAGUCCAGAUACCGCCGACGACACCAACCAACCGCACCACCGACAACCAUCAGGCCACGCCCCACGAUCCCGGGCAGAACAUCCAGGCCAAGCUCAUCUCUUCCCCUCCUCUGGACAUGACCUCCGGAAACGGCUCCGCCCCUCUACCUGCAGCG